UCUCCGUUGGGUCAUCGACGGCCGCUACUCAUAUCGACACAUACACUCGGUCGUCAGCAUGGACGGGGACAAAUACCAUGAAUGCAACGAGGUGUGGGAUUCACCAAGGAGGUCUUUAAGUAGAAAUGAAGUCCGCGGUGUGAAACUUGUAACAGUGAUCGCAGCACUCGUGCUAGUCUUCAUCAUUGUCUGUGUCGCAGUUGUAUGUGUCGUGGUCAGUAAACUGGGGCGAAACCAUCACAAGAUUUCAUUUUCCAUGAAAAACGCUGUUUAUGAUAAGAGGGGAGCUGAAGAUGAAGCGCCAGAUCGGAUCAUCAUACAGAGGAGAACCACGGGGGACGUCAACUUCACCAGAACAUGGAAAGAAUACAGAAACGGCUUUGGUGAUUUAGAUGGAGAUUUCUGGUUUGGAAAUGAAAACAUUCACAAGUUAACACGAAAAGGUUACACCCGGCUUCACAUCGAGCUGACGACGUUUGACGAUAUCACAUAUAACAUUGAAUACGGUGACUUCCGUGUGCGACCAGAGGCCGAGCAAUACCAGCUUAUUGUGGCAAAUUUCAAGCCAGGUCACCUUGCCCUGACGUUUGACUGUCUGAUUUCCCACAACGGGAGCAGAUUUACUACGAUUGACAGGGACAAUGACAGGGCGGAGGACAACUGUGCCUCGCUGUACUUUGGUGGCUGGUGGUACAACUCUUGUCAGCUGUGCAACUUGAAUGGACUUUACAGGAGUAAUGAGAUCUACAAAAGAGGGAACAUAAUCUGGUGCGCGAUAAACAGGUACAGGGGGAUUAAACAGACACUGAUGACGAUACAGCAACAUCCCUGAUCUACUUCAUCAACACAGAGGGGCGGUCGGGUAGCCUGGUGGUUAAAGCGUUCGCUCGUCACGCUGAAGACCCGGGUUCGAUUCCCGACAUGGGUACAAUGUGUGAAGCCCAUUUCUGGUGUCCCCCGCCGUGAUAUUGCUGGAAUAUUGCUGAAAGCGGCGUAAAACCGUACUCACUCACUCACUCACUGAAAGGUUUAAAUAAGACAAUAUUUUGAUAGAAUAGACGGCUCUUUCAUUGAUCUUAUGUUUUUCGCAAUGAAAGAAACACAUUCACAUAUCAACUGAUAUAUAUUGAAACAGAACUUAAAAUCCGGACACAAAAUCCAAGUAAAACUUGAUCAAAGUUUUCUGUGAAAUAAACAAAUCAUA
This is a messenger RNA of Haliotis rufescens (red abalone), 1204 nucleotides long. RefSeq names its product ficolin-2-like. The record is from RefSeq and is a predicted model, not a curated record. Bases 59 to 832 code for a protein of 257 amino acids. NCBI's taxonomy places the organism in Eukaryota, Metazoa, Mollusca, Gastropoda, Lepetellida, Haliotidae. The transcript is spliced from 4 exons.